UGGUAUAGCUUGCACUGGCCACGCCUACUAUCAGGACACGCCUCCGGCAUGAAUGCCUCUUUGAUAGCAUGUUCAGAGACAGACUGUUUUUGUAUGCUUGACGAGUACGGAUGUAAAUAAAACCAGUAUAACUUUCAAUGGUGUUUGUUCCUUAAAUGGAGUGCCUUUAAUGGUGAUAAAUAGUGUAUUCUGUAAAAGAAACACUACAAUUAGAACUCGCCGAAGAAAAUGGCGUUUACAAUUAAUCACAAUAAUAAGCAAUGGGAGAAAGUGGAUACCAUGCAAUUGUGGAAACACGGCGACGGAGAAAACACAGAAUGGAUGGUUGAAAAAAUUACGGAGACCGAAUGUAUAUAUGGAACAUAUUCUCAAGGCGUCGAGCGAUGCGCACCACAGCUUUUUUCACCAAUUGCGGUGAGCGUCAAUGAACAGAGGGAACCUUUGUUGCCAAAGUACGAUCCAGAUCAAGAUCGACGAAGAGAAAUCCUUGAUGGUGAGCGGAAACUCUUCGAAUACACUCAACGAGCCACAGGGAUCCCCUGUCAGGUGAAAGUCGUUCCACGGUUGAAUCCAGGACAUUAUACCAAAGCAGUAGAGGACAUAAAGAAGUUGACCACGGCGAUUGCGCAUAAAAAAGGCGAUUGGACAAACAUUAAUGACGUCAAAAAAAUAUUUGGGUGUUUAUUUCCGCAUCCAUCAGACAUCACGCGAUGGGAAGACGAUGUCAAAUUCGGAAUGCAGCGUUUUGCUGGCACGCACAACACCGUUAUCAGGCUCUGUACGGAAAUACCAGAGAAACUUGCGGUAACACCGGCAAUGCUCAAACCCCUCUUGGAAAAUGAUACACUGCAGUCGGCGAUAAAGAAAAGGCGUCUUUUUAUAAUAGACCACUCAAUUCUACGGAAUUGUCCAACGAUCAAAGGGACUGUAGUGUGCUCUCCUAUAGCAUUGUUUUACCGAAGGGAUGACAACAAAAUAGUUCCCAUCGCCAUUCAGCUGUUCCAAGACAAAGCCCACGAUAACCCAGUCUUUCUGCCUUCCGAUCCCAAAUACACGUGGAUCCUCGCGAAAAUGUGGUUCAACAAUGCAGACGCCUGCGUCCAUCAAGCAAACACCCAUCUUGGAUACACGCACAUCGUUAUGGAGGGAUUUGAGGUAUCCAUAAAUCGAAAUCUCUCCAAGUCACACCCAAUGUUUAAAAUAAUGGCACCGCACUUCAUGUAUCUGAUGACGAUCAACUAUCUUGCUUUAAGUAUCUUACUCGGGGAAGGUCAAUUUAUGAACACAGUCGUUUCUGUGGGUACGGAAGGAGCCUACGAGUUGAUCAGGCGUUAUCGAUCCAAAUGGAGGCUCAACGUUGAAGGAACGCUCCCGGCGGACCUAAAAGAGCGAGGUGUAGACAGCACAGACGUAGUUCCUGACUAUCCCUUCCGGGAUGAUGCGCUGCUGACAUACAACGCAAUCCUUAAAUACGUAACAGACUACGUUCACCUCUACUAUCCAUCCGAUAAGGAGUUGUUUGAAGAUUAUGAGAUACAGAACUGGCGGGCAGACCUGGAAAGACCAAUACAUGAUGGUGGCCUUGGUAUUCUUGGUGUUGAAGGGGUCGACGGGAGAUUUACAUCACGUGAACAGCUGAUUCAGGUUGUCACGAGCAUAAUCUACACAUGCAGCGCGGGACACGCGGCAGCGAACUUCAAGCAGUACGACGAAUACGCAUACCCUAUGAAUUACCCGUCAAUGCUUCGCGGAAAGCCACCUAGCGACAGAGGAAGCCGUUCCGAGGUUGAUGUCAUACAAACCAUUCAACACCGCUUGAAUCAUUACCAACUGAUGACGAUAGUGAAAGUCCUAAGUGAUCAUUCAUUCGGGAACCAACUGGGUAAUUUCGACCAACGGUACAUCUAUGACCCGAAAGCGAUGCAUAUUGUGCAGAAGUUUAGAGCCGAUCUGUGUAAGAUUCAUAGAAAAAUCCAAAAAGCAAACAUGGGAAGAGAAAUCACAUAUGACUACAUGGAUCCACUUGUAAUACCCAAUUCUAUCAAUAUUUGAGUACUUUUUACAAAAAACGUACUGUAUGUAUCAAAUCUUAAGACCCAAUUCUAUCAAUAUUUGAUACUUUGUACAAACAACGUACUGAAUGUAGCAAAUCUUAAUAUCCAAUUUAUAUAUCAAUGUUUAAGUACUUUGUACAAAUGACAUACUUUAUGUAUCCAAUCUAAAUACCCAAUUAUAUUAAUAUUUGACUUCUUUGAACAAACAACGUACUUUGUGUGAACAGUAAGAUGUGUGAUCAGUGCCUGAAUUUAGUGUAAUAUUGCUUUGUAUAAUCAUUUGUGUUGAUAUUUUUUUUAUACACUUUAACCAAAUAUCAGAAUAUUAUUUCACUUGAUUUUACUUUAUUAUUAGCAUUUCUCGUUACGCUUUGCAUUGCUGUUAUACAAUGUAUAUCGUUGUUUGUAAAGGAGUAUGGGACUGAAUUGCAGACCAGGUUUUGUAUUCUUCAGUGAUACAGGUCUAUAAAUAUAUGUCUGAACUUUGUCAUUAUUGUGCAUAAAUGUGCUUGUAUAUUGGUUCUAGAUUUUUCUAAUUGUGUUGCAUUUUUGUCGCAUGCCAAUAUAUACUUUAUUGAACAACUAGACGUUAAAAGUAUAGCUUUUUAAAUAUGUAUAUUAAAUUGUUGUUGUUUGUCAAAGUGGUAUUUUUAAUAGAAAUCAUGAUAAACCAUUACAUGCUAGAAAAGUGUGUGCUUCAAUGUAAACCAAUCACGCUUAAUUAAGAAUGUUUAAUGGUCAAAUGUUUCCUUCAAUAUGACAUUGCAAUUAUGUGCUUUGUUUCCUUGGGUUGGUUUAUAUUUACUUUUUUUUCCAUAU
Messenger RNA from Dreissena polymorpha, 2873 nucleotides. RefSeq names its product polyunsaturated fatty acid lipoxygenase ALOX15B-like. The transcript is spliced from 5 exons. Gene Ontology annotation, biological process: lipid oxidation. Lineage: Eukaryota; Metazoa; Mollusca; Bivalvia; Myida; Dreissenidae. The record is from RefSeq and is a predicted model, not a curated record. The coding region runs from base 229 to 2052 and encodes 607 amino acids. Gene Ontology annotation, molecular function: metal ion binding; oxidoreductase activity, acting on single donors with incorporation of molecular oxygen, incorporation of two atoms of oxygen.